Messenger RNA from Racocetra persica, 1339 nucleotides. The record is from the annotation of a GenBank genome assembly. Lineage: Eukaryota; Fungi; Glomeromycota; Glomeromycetes; Diversisporales; Gigasporaceae.
AAAACCAGAAGGCAAAAAAGAGAUGGCAAAUAUAUACCACCAGAUAGCGAGGAUGAAAGCGAUUCACCAUCUGAAACUUCAAAUCGUCCACUAAAAGGGAGAUCACGUGUUCCUAUCCUGCAAAGCUCAAAGAACCAUUCCAAUAUUAAUAUAUCAAAACGGAAAAAACGUACUUUCCGAAAUCCAACAAAUAAAAAGAAACAUCGACAUCACAACACUAUUGUUGUUGGUGCUCCAGGAAGCAAUGAAUCAAAAAAGAAGAUUGUUCCCAAAAUUGUCGUUAGAAACCCUACUCGUAAAGUUGUUAGAGUAUUAUCAAAACCAAAUAAAAUUAGCGAAGGACAUUUGGCACCACCAGCUCCAAUGCGUAGAAUUUCGAAAAAGCAAAAAUAUCAAAUUGGAAUAGACAAAAGUACAAUUAUUGAAGCACAAGAUGCACUUUUGGCAUCAUUUCCAUUACCAUCUUCUUCAAUUCCUUAUAAAUUUAGCAAAAAUAUUAGCAUUAUCGGUGCUAUUAAUAUUCGAGCAUUUGGUGCUAAAAAAUUUUCUAAUCUUGCUAUAAUGAGAGUUAUAAUAGACAUCCUUCGACGAUACGAUAUUGUUCUUUGCCAAGAAAUUCUUGUACCAAUUGGUAAAGAAGAAAUGAUUCAACAACUUGUAGACUUAAUAUCAACUCCUUCCAUUCCAUAUUCUUUUACGUUGAGUCGUCCUAUUGGUAGGAAUUCGUAUCAAGAAAGGUAUCUUUAUUUGUAUAGAAAGAAAGAAUGGAAAGUAUUAGAGGACUAUGUAAUAGAUGAUGAAAAAAUGAGUAAUAAAUUUAUCAGAGAACCUUAUGUUGUCAGAUUUCAACAUUUAAGAAAGCCUAACGUGAAAGUCACCCUUGUUGGUUGCCAUACACAACCACAAAAUGCAUAUUAUGAAAUAAAAGCGUUAGUGGCUGAUAUAUAUAUUAAAGUGAAAGAAAAUUUAGAAAGAAAUCAUCUAAGGGGUUUCAAUAGAUUCUACACUCUUUUAUGGAGUUAUUUAUGUUGUUGCCUAAAUGACGUAUCUUCUAAAGAUGGUGAAAAUGAUGAACCUAUAAUUUUAAUGGGGGAUUUUAAUGCAUCAGGUUCUUAUAUCAACAAACGAGAGCUUUCAAAACUUGAUGGAAUAUUGCGUAAAAACAAUCUGAUUUGGGGAAUUCAACAUUCAAGCGAUACCACUUUGGGUGCGAGAGAUGCCGCUUAUGAUCGAUUUAUAUUUGAGAAGGCAUGUGUACGAGAAUGGAUUGGACAUUCUCGUGUAUGGAGAUUUGAUGAGGCUUGGAUAAAUGAAAAAGUGGAUCCAAUUUUGGUCAAAA